AAUGCGGUAGGUUACAGCAAACUUAAUUUUAGAAAAAUAAUAAAAUAUGGCAGAAGAAAACAAUUCACAAAAGAAAGAGGAUUCCAAGAAAAAACACAAACGUUUUCCAAACAAAAAUUAUGCUGUUAAAAAGAGGCUACCGCUUCGACCAAUUGAUGGGAACAACGUGAUCUUUAUUACGAAGAAAACAAAUUUUAAGGCGCAAUUGGACAAGUGUUGUGAUCUUCUUACUAAAGGUGAAAAGGAAAUAAUACUCCACGGUUUAGGAGCUGCCAUUCAACGGUGCUGUAACCUAGCUUUGCAGCUUGAAAUAUUGUUUUCUGGUACUUGUCAAAUAGAAGUUAACACAGGCACAGUAGACUUAGUUGAUGAUUUGGAGCCUUUGACUGACGAUUUCGACUUUGGAACACAGGUCAGGCAUACAUCAUCAGUUCACAUAAGAGUGUUUAGAACUGCAAUGCUUGGCGCGAACCAGUAA
This is a messenger RNA of Achroia grisella, 478 nucleotides long. RefSeq names its product ribonuclease P protein subunit p20 (gene Tm). Gene Ontology annotation, biological process: tRNA 5'-leader removal. Bases 47 to 478 code for a protein of 143 amino acids. The record is from RefSeq and is a predicted model, not a curated record. Lineage: Eukaryota; Metazoa; Arthropoda; Insecta; Lepidoptera; Pyralidae. Gene Ontology annotation, cellular component: nucleolar ribonuclease P complex; ribonuclease MRP complex; nucleus. The transcript is spliced from 3 exons. Gene Ontology annotation, molecular function: nucleic acid binding.